Messenger RNA from Oryzias melastigma (Indian medaka), 2380 nucleotides. RefSeq names its product histone acetyltransferase KAT7. The coding region runs from base 259 to 2208 and encodes 649 amino acids. Gene Ontology annotation, molecular function: histone acetyltransferase activity; zinc ion binding. The record is from RefSeq and is a predicted model, not a curated record. Gene Ontology annotation, cellular component: nucleus. The transcript is spliced from 15 exons. NCBI's taxonomy places the organism in Eukaryota, Metazoa, Chordata, Actinopteri, Beloniformes, Adrianichthyidae. Gene Ontology annotation, biological process: regulation of DNA-templated transcription.
CAGGAGGACGAGUGGGGAAGGAAAUCAUGGACGGACACGUCCACACGGAGCUAUUUUGACAGCGUACCAUCAAGAAGCAGCCGAGAUCGCGCCGUAAGCACAGGGAAGUGCGGAGACAUUUAUGCUUUUUAUUGACCAGCGAAACCCUGAUUUAACUGCAGGUGACUAGUAGUUUCUAAAAUAAAUGGAACCGUAAAUAAAGCGUCCCCAGAGAGCUGGAUAUUAAGCUGCCGUUACAGAGACGCCACAUCGUUGAAAAUGCCGCGGAGAAAGGUGGGACAGCAUCACGUCAUUGCUAAUGUUAGCCGCGCAGAGAGAACGGCCGGAAGCAGCUCAGACGGGACGGAGGAUUCCGAUUUUUCUGCCGACCUCGAGCACGCCGAACCUCCUGAAAACGUCCGGCGGCGGAGCAGCACGCGCCUGACUCGCUCCUCGCUGCGCCUCAGCCAGAGUUCACAAGGUAGUUCUGAAAACAGUCGAUCAGCUCGCGGUCUGUCCUCUGCUGCUGGGGCUCCAGACGAAGGCCCAGACGCGGCUGCAGACUCGGCAGCACCGGCUUCUGUCUUCUCCUCUGGCCGCAGGAUCACACGCAGCCAGCAGGGGGCGAGCAGCGCCGCAGCUAAAAAGUACCCGCUGCGACAAAGCCGCUCAUCGGGCUCUGAUACUGAAGCAAACGACGUGAAGCAGGGGGCGGACCGGGACGAGACUCCUCCCCGCACCCCGACAGGCAACGCCCCGUCUUCAGAGUCGGACCUCGAGGCCUCCAGCCCCAACAACGAUACCGUGACGUCCAGCAACGACAUCAUAGUGUCUCAGGAGGAGGACGAGAGGCUAGCCAAAGAGCUGUCGCUAAAGGAGGCAGCCGCCCACGACCUCUCCCACCGCCCCAAACGACGGCGAUUCCACGAAAGCUACAACUUCAACAUGAAGUGUCCCACACCUGGAUGCAACUCGCUGGGUCAUCUGACAGGAAGACACGAGAGACACUUCUCCAUUUCUGGAUGUCCGCUCUAUCACAACCUCUCUGCAGAUGAAUGCAAGGGCAAAGCAUCGACGCGUGACAAGCUGGCCGAGGAACGGACGCUGUCGCACCGGCACGACGAGAACAGACACUCCACCAGAAACCAGGCUCCGUCUGAACGUCAGCUGCGCUACAAAGAGAAGGUGUCGGAGCUGAGGAGGAAGAGGAACUCGGGCCUGAAUAAAGAGCAGAAGGACAAAUACAUGGAGCACCGGCAGAGCCACGGGACGAGCCGGGAGCCCCUUCUGGAGAACAUCACCAGCGACUACGACCUGGAGCUGUUCAGGAAAGCGCAGGCACGUGCCUCGGACGACCUUGAGAAGCUCCGCCUGGCGGGUCAGGUGUCGGAGGGCAGCAACAUGAUCAAGACCAUCGUGUUCGGCCGCUACGAGCUGGACACCUGGUACCACUCCCCGUACCCGGAGGAGUACGCCCGCCUGGGGAGGCUGUACAUGUGCGAGUUCUGCCUCAAGUACAUGAAGAGCCAGACCAUCCUGCGCAGACACAUGGCCAAAUGUGUGUGGAAGCACCCACCAGGAGAUGAAAUCUACAGGAAAACCAACAUCUCUGUCUUUGAAGUGGACGGAAAGAAGAACAAGAUCUACUGUCAGAAUCUGUGCCUGCUGGCCAAGCUCUUCCUGGACCACAAGACUCUGUACUACGACGUUGAACCCUUCCUCUUUUACGUCAUGACUGAAGCCGACAACACGGGCUGUCACCUGGUCGGAUACUUUUCCAAGGAGAAGAACUCCUUCUUGAACUACAACGUGUCCUGCAUCCUCACCAUGCCUCAGUACAUGCGGCAGGGCUACGGCAAGAUGCUCAUCGACUUCAGUUACCUGUUAUCCAAGGUGGAGGAGAAGGUGGGCUCUCCGGAGCGCCCCCUGUCUGACCUGGGCCUCAUCAGCUACAGGAGCUACUGGAAGGACGUUCUGCUGCGCUACAUGAACAACUUCCAGGGCAAGGAGAUCUCCAUCAAAGAGAUCAGCCAGGAGACGGCGGUGAACCCGGUGGACAUCGUCAGCACGCUGCAGGCCCUCCAGAUGCUGAAAUACUGGAAGGGGAAGCACCUGGUCCUGAAGAGACAGGAUCUAAUCGACGACUGGAAGGCGAAGGAGACCAAACGGGGCAACAGCAAGACCAUAGACCCCACAGCCUUAAAAUGGACCCCCCCUAAAGGGACAUAGAAGCUCUGAAGGUCCUGUCUCUCACUGGCAUGCUCAUUUCAGCCUCUGCAGCCGCAGCACUUAAAGCUACUGAGGUCUGGGUCUCUUAUGGUUCAAACAGGCGCUGGGCUGUUAUGUUUCAGCACUAACCCCCUCCUGAAGAGUUAGAAAUAAAUGACUUCACAGUUGAAUA